Messenger RNA from Arvicola amphibius (Eurasian water vole), 9558 nucleotides. RefSeq names its product replication timing regulatory factor 1 (gene Rif1). NCBI's taxonomy places the organism in Eukaryota, Metazoa, Chordata, Mammalia, Rodentia, Cricetidae. The record is from RefSeq and is a predicted model, not a curated record. Gene Ontology annotation, cellular component: nucleus. Gene Ontology annotation, biological process: telomere maintenance. Bases 144 to 7346 code for a protein of 2400 amino acids. The transcript has 35 exons.
CGGACGGCGGCCCGGGGCGGAGAGCGGCGGAGCGGACUUCCCGCGUGGGGUGAGGCGCGCGGGGGAGGCUCGGCCGGCGCUGCCUCUGCCCCCUCGCGGCCGCGCCGUCCUGAGACGCGGCGGCGGGAACCGGGGUGGCCGAGAUGACGGCCGCGGGUCGCAGCCCCCUGGAGCCGCUCCUGGAGACUUGGGAGGACCCCUCGGCGUCGCCCGGCGAGCAGACGGACGCCUACCUAACUCUGACCAGUCGUAUGACUGGACAAGAAGGAAAAGAAGUCAUUGCAGAAAUUGAGAAAAAUCUUCCUCGGCUCUAUACAGUUCUAAAGGCUCACAUUUCCAGCCAGAACUCAGAGUUGAGUAGUGCUGCUCUGCAAGCCUUGGGGUUUUGCUUAUAUAAUCCCAAAAUCACCUCAGGACUAUCAGAGGCAAAUAUUCAACAACUGCUUGUAACUUUGAAUGGUAUCAUUAAGAGUUCAGACAAAAAUGUGUGUACCAGGGCACUGUGGGUAUUAUCUAAACAGACGUUUCCUACUGAAGCUAUUAGCAAAAUGGUAUCCAGUAUUAUUGAUUCAUUGGAACUGCUACUAAGUAAAGGAGAGAUACAGUCUGCUGUUGUUGAUUUUGAAGCAUUAAAUGUUAUUAUAAGGCUAAUUGAGCAAGCCCCAGUUCAAAUGGGAGAAGAGUCUGUGAGGUGGGCCAAAUUGGUCAUACCAUUAGUUGUUCACUCGGCACAAAAGGUCCAUUUGCGGGGAGCCACUGCUUUGGAGAUGGGGAUGCCAUUGCUGCUCCAGAAACAACAAGAAAUAGCCUUAAUUACAGAGCACCUUAUGACUACUAAAUUAAUCUCAGAACUCCAAAAGCUAUUUAUGAGUAAAAAUGAGACUUAUGUAUUAAAGUUGUGGCCUUUGUUUGUCAAACUUCUUGGAAAGACCUUGCACCGAAGUGGGAGUUUCAUCAAUUCUUUGUUACAGCUGGAAGAACUGGGCUUCCGUAGUGGAACACCCAUGAUUAAAAAGAUAGCUUUCAUUGCUUGGAAAAGCUUAAUAGAUAAUUUUGCUUUAAACCCAGAUAUACUUUGUAGUGCAAAAAGACUCAAGUUGUUAAUGCAGCCUUUGAGUUCCAUCCAUGUGAGAACAGAAACAUUAGCAUUAACAAAACUAGAAGUCUGGUGGUAUUUGCUGAUAAGACUUGGACCUCAACUCCCUGGCAACUUUGAACAGGUUUGUGUGCCUUUGAUUCAGAGUACAAUAAGUGUUGAUAGUAUUGCUUCACCGCAAGGCAGUUCAUCUCGAGGGUCUACGUCUCCUGGCUUAAGUCCACUGACUCCUGGACAUAAAGGAGUUCCUGCAACGCCACGCAUGAAUCCGAGUUCAAAUAUAGGUGGAAUGGCUUCAAUCCCUUCCAUUCAGCUUUUGGGACUGGAAAUGAUGCUUCAUUUUUUGUUGGGUCCAGAAGUCUUGAAUUUUGCUAAGCAACACAAGCUUGUAUUAAGCUUAGAGCCACUGGAGCACCCACUAAUCAGCAGCCCUUCUUUCUUCUCUAAGCAUGCGCAUACACUUAUCACUGCUGUUCACGAUAGCUUUGUUGCAGUUGGAAAAGAUGCUUCAGAUGCUGUAGUUAGUGCUAUCUGGAAGGAGCUAAUUAGUUUGGUGAAGUCAGUUACUGAGUCAGGAAACAGAAAAGAAAGAUCAGGUUCUGAAGUUUUGACUCUCCUACUAAAAUCUUUGGAAAACAUAGUGAAGUCAGAAGUAUUUCCUGUAUCAAAAACACUGGUUCUCAUGGAAAUUACAGUUAAAGAACUUCCUCAGAAAGUAUUAGGUUCACCAGCAUAUCAGGUUGCUAAUAUGGAUAUUCUUAAUGGAACUCCAGCUUUGUUCCUAAUCCAGUUAAUUUUUAACAACAAUAUUUUAGAAUGUGGUGUUGCAGAUGAAAAGUUUUUUCUCAAUCUGGAAACACUUGUAGGAUGUGUACUUUCUGGUCCAACUUCACCAUUGGCUUUUAGUGAUUCUGUACUGAGUGUGAUUAAUCAGAAUGCGAAGCAGUUGGCAAACAAGGAGCAUCUGUGGAGAAUGUGGAGUAUUAUAGUCACUCCUCUGACUGAUGUGAUUCAUCAGACUAAUGAAGUGAAUCAAGGUGAUGCCUUAGAACAUAAUUUUAGUGCCAUCUAUGGUGCAUUGACUUUACCAAUAAACCAUAUUUUUUCAGCUCAGACAUUUCCUAUGGCUACCAUGAAGACUUUACUUAAAACUUGGUCAGAAUUAUAUAGAGCAUUUGCACGCUGUGCUGCUUUGGUGGCAACAGCAGAAGAGAAUUUGUGCUGUGAAGAGCUUUCUUCUAAAAUACUAUGCAGUGUGGAAGAUGAAGUACUUUCAGAUUUGUUAUUCUUGGACAGGAUCUCUCAAAUUAUUAUUGUAAUGGUUGAUUGUAUCGACUUUUCACCGUAUAAUGUUAAGUAUCAGCCCAAAAUCAAAUCACCACAGAGGUCUUCAGAGUGGUCCAGAAAGAAGAAGGAACCCCUUGGGAAAUUGGCUUCUUUAUUUAAGCUAAUUGUGAGACUGAUCCAUUCUUUCCACACUCUGAGCUUCAAGGAAACGUAUUCUGAUACACUGGUUAACAUUGUUAACUCAGUCAUCAGCAUGCUUUCUAAUAUAUUUGGACACAUUUCCUUGCCUUCUAUGAUCCGAGAAAUAUUUGCAACUUUUACAAGACCUCUGGCUUUACUAUAUGAAAACUCAAAGCUUGAUGAAGUUCCUAAAGUGUAUAGUAGUCUGAACAACAAGUUAGAAAAGCUAUUAGGAGAAAUUGUUGCUUGUCUACAACACAACUAUCCUGGGGCCUACGACAGUGAACUUCUUGGACAACUUUCUCCACUUCUGUGCAUAAUAUUUCUUCACAAGAAUAAACAGAUUCGAAAGCAGAGUGCUCUGUUGUGGAACACUACAUUCGCUAAAGCGACAACUCUGGUUUAUCCUGAAGAAUUAAAACCAGUAUUAAGAGAAGCCAAACAAAAAGUUUUGCUUCUGUUGCCUGGUUUGGAAAACGUUGAAAUGAUGGAUGAAUGCAGUGGGCCAUAUUCAGAUGCAACAGAAAAUUCACAAUUAAAUGUCAAGAUAAGUGGCAUGGAAAGAAAAUCAAGUGGAAAAAGAGACUCCUUUUUGGCACAGACUAAGGAUAAAAAAGAAAAUACGAAGCUGUCGGCCAAACUGAAAUUAGAAUCUUCAUCUCCAAAAUUAAGGAGUAAUAAGCUUUUGGAAGAGGAAAAAUCUACUGACUUUGUGUUCAUACCUCCUGAAGAAAAAGAGGCAAAGGCAAGGAUUUUGACUGAGCACCAGAAAGAAGUCCUCAAGACAAAAAGGUGUGAUAUUCCUGCCUUGUAUAAUAAUCUAGAUGUUUCACAAGACACCUUAUUUUCCGCUCAGUUUAGCCAAGAAGAAUCUAUGGAAAGCCACACUUUAACUGAAAAACCAAAAGAAGAUGCCAGGGUAAUUAAGGAAGAGCAAAUGGAGAGUGCUGUUUUCAUCUCUCAAGAUGCCGUGGAAAACUCUGGUAUGGAUGUACAUCCUGAAAAGGCUUAUUUACCAAAUGACUCUUGUUCUGUUGCUGGAACCAAUUCAGAAGCAUUGGGCCCCGAUAGUGAUGCGACAAAAAACAUGUUAAUUUCAUCAAAGAUAGUGUCAGCUGAAUGUUCUAGUAUAGAAAGUUCACUGGUGGUCAGCAGUAGUUCAGUUUCUAAUGCCACCGUUUCUGGAACUCCUCCACAGCCUGUGAGUCGGAGACAAACCUUUAUUACUCUGGAGAAAUUUGAUGGUUCAGAAAAUAGACCUUUUAGCCCAUCCCCUUUGAAUAACAUGUCAUCCACCGUUACAGUGAGAAAUAACCAGGAAAACACAACUAAAACUGAUAUGCCACCAAAAACAAGGAAAAGAGAAAUGACUCACUCAAAAUCUGAUUCAGAAAAAUUAGUGAAUGGUGGUAAGAAAUCAGGCCGGAGGGGGGGUAAAGUUGAGCAAUUGACUAAUAAAACGUCUAAGCCUUCAGUGAGAUCUGGACAGGAGGAGGAACGUGUAUUAGAAAAUAACCCUCCUGAUUUGCUCAGUCAAGCAGAAUGUGUGUCAGAUAAUCACAAUCAUCCUUCUGGAGCUACCCUAGAGCAUGAAGAUAGAAAUUCCAAACCUGCAGUAGAAAAUGCUUCAUUGGAAACCUCAACAGAAGAGAAAAACAUAGGCAUUAAUAUGGGAUCUAAAGAAAAUAAACUCCCGGUUCCAGCACCAGCAGAUCAAAUAGUAAAUGAAGAUAAUCAAACUGUAGUAGCUCCAAAUCCAAAAACCCUCAGACGGUCUUCAAGGCGGCGUUCAGAAAUAGUAGAGUCUUCUACGGACAGCCAAGAUAAGGAUAACAUUCAACAAAAAAAGGAAAGACGGAAGGAAGAAGAGAAAACAAUUUUGAAGAGUCCUCUACAUACAAAAGAUGACAAGUUGCCUAAGCAAAAACUAACUGCCGAAUCCCUUACACAGGAAAAUUUGACUGAAAAAGGAAAUGGUUUACAUGAUAAAACUUUAGAGGAACCCAUUGGUAAUGCUGAAGCUGAUCAAAAUAAAAGAAAGCCAAACCAGGAGAACAUUAGUUCCGAGGGAGGUGGUACCCAGGACAGUGUAGAUAAGUCGUCUGAGAAACCUUUGAGAGGACGUACACGUUACCAAACAAGAAGAGCAUCUCAGGGGUUGCUUUCCAGUGUUGAAAACUCAGAAUCUGAUAGUUCUGAGGCAAAGGAAGAAGUUUCCAGAAAGAAACGAUCUGGGAAAUGGAAAAACAAAAGCAGUGACAGUGUUGAUACUGAAGAACAAGAAGAAAAGGUGGUCAAAGAGGAAUGUGUAAAAACUGCAGACGAGACACACGAAGUUGAUUCAGAAACAGCGGCUCAGGUUCUUGAAGAAAAUACAAAGAGAGUAAUUCUUCAGGAGUCUGUUGGGUCUUCAGAUUCACUGCAAGUUACUGAUGACACAAGUAAGACUAGCAAAUGCGUAGAUAACUCACUUGCAGUUACUCCUGUGCCUGAAUCAAAUCUCAGGACUAGGAAUGCUGUUAAGAGAUUGCACAAACGAGAAACGGAUAGCAGUGUGGGAGACUGCUCAAAAAUGGAGACAUCAGACAUUUCUGUGCCUUCCGAGAAAUGGAGCCAAGCAGUUGAAUGCCAACACAAGAGAAGCCGGAGAGUCAGGAGAUCAAAGGGCUGUGACUGCUGUGGGGAAAAAUCACAAUAUCAGGAAAAGUCAUUUAUUGGGUUAAAGAACACAGAAAGUUGUGCUUUAAAGAGCACGGAGACAAAAACUACAGAUGCGCAAGUACCUGAAACCACACCCGAAACUUGUGAAGCUGAUGAGCUUGUUGAAACAAAGUUGGUAGAUGAACAUCCUAGUAUGAGUUUUCAUUUGGGUCUUAAAGAAGAGAAUGGCACUACUAGUGAUUUAAUUAGAUCUGAAACUGGGUUGGAAGAAGAUAGAAAAAAUCUGCCAUCUGAAAUAGUAAAAGAAAACCCUCAUGAUAGAGAUUCUAGUGAAACAGUAUAUGAAAUCCAAAAGUCAUGUAAUGAGAAAUUUAAUGCUGAAGACGAAUGCUUAAGUGAUUCCAAGGAUAUUUCAGAGAAAUAUUCUGUAGAUAAUAAAGUAGAAAGUUCAGAAGCAAUUCUGAAAAGAGAAUUUGAUGUUAGUGACUUAGGGAGGGUAUCCAAAGUAAUAGCAGGAUCCAGUUCAGAGGGUGUUGAAGCUAUGGAAUUAGAUGUAGGAAACGACACAUUUGAAGCAGCUGUCUCUGAAAAGAGUGCCCAGAUGGAUAUUUCUGUAGAUAUGGCACCAGAGGAAGAUAAUAAAAAAGAUGAAUUUGAUACAGUCACAACUGAAAUAAAUGCUGAAGAAACAGCCCCUGAGGAUUUUAAUUCUGGUAUGAGUCUUCCUGAUAACGUGACACCUUUAAGCAAAAAGACUGUGCAGACUGAGCGUCCCACGAGGGCAGAACUAGAGGGGGAUAGUGUUAAAUCUGAUUCAGGCUCAUGUGAGGAAACGAACAAAGAAAUGGAAAAUUACAAAGCACCAGUGAUAGCUCAGUUGAAGACUGAAGUUGACAACACUGGGGAAGAGGACAGGGACACAAUUGUUAGCACCCCUGCACCUGAGGAAGCACCAGUUGGAAAACCAGAUGUCAAAACCGAAAGCUUUGUUUGUGACGCACUUGAUGUGAGUGCUGAAGAAGGAACUGUUUAUUACAAAACUGAAACAAAAGAACAUAAUCAGUCGGAUGAGACAAAGUCAGAUGACAGUCAGACUGUAAUGGGCAGCGACAUUCUGCCGGAAGCUUGUCUCACUUCAGAGAAAGUGGAGGAAUUCCCACAGUCUCUGACAUCCGAAGUGACUUUUGAACUGGUAGCAGAAAGCAAUAAUGCUUCUCCUGAAAAAUUAGAGCUGGAUCCCUCCCUUGGAUCAGCAACUGAAAGUCCUAGUGGUAUGCAAGCACGGUGUGUUUGGUCGCCACUGGCUUCUCCGUCCACAAGCAUCUUAAAGAGAGGACUCAAAAGAUCCCACGAAGAUGAGCUGUCAUCACCAGUUAACAAGGUCAGGCGUGUUUCGUUUGCAGAUCCAAUAUACCAAGCAGGAUUGGCAGACGACAUUGAUAGGCGCUGCUCUGUUGCUAAGCCUCAUUCUUCAAAUAGCUCCCCCUUAGUAAAAAGUGCUAAAACUUCACCUACUUCACACUCCAAGAUUACAGAAAUGGCCAAAGAACCCAUGCUAUCCCCAACAACAGAGAGCGUUUACCCAGCUUUGGUAAACUGUGCAGCAUCAGUCGACAUCAUUUUACCUCAGAUUACAUCAAACAUGUGGGCAAGAGGUCUAGGACAGCUUAUCAGAGCCAAGAACAUAAAAACAAUUGGUGAUUUGAGUACUCUUACCGCAUCUGAAAUAAAAACUCUGCCUAUUCGCUCUCCAAAGGUGUUUAAUGUAAAAAAGGCUCUCAGGGUAUACCACGAGCAACAGAUGAAAUCUCGUGGACUUGAAGAGAUACCAGUUUUUGAUAUUUCUGAAAGGGCAGUAAAUGGAGUAGAAAGCAAGCCCCUCUCAACUGAUGAAGAACGACUUGCCUCAGAUUUGGUUGACCCUGUGACCUUAGACACCCCAUUGUCUAAAAAUCUUGUGGCACAGAUUAGUGCUCUGGCUCUUCAGCUGGAUUCAGAAGAUCUCUACAGUUACUCUGGAAGCCAGCUAUUUGAAAUGCAUGAGAAACUUGGUACCAUGGCAAACUCUAUAAUAAGAAAUCUACAGUCACGUUGGAGAUCACCAGCCCAUGAAAAUUCUUAAUAUUUUAAAGAGAAAUGUAAAGUUUUUCACCACCAGAUUUUUAUUUUUUGGCUUUUAGAAAUAUCUGCACCGUUUAAAAAGAAACUUUGCAAAGUUGAUAUCAAAUCCUGAAGAUAAUGAAUUAUUAGGUCAAUUUUAUAAGUUCAUUAGUAAAGAUACUCCCUACUGUAUUUUCUUGGCCAGUACACAUAGUUUUUUAAGAAAUUGAAAUGUUUCUGAAACUUGAAAGCAAAUGAGAUAUACAUACUUUUUUUUUCAUACUUUAACUCAUGCAUAUUUUGGUGUAGCUCAUAAUACAGAUAUUUUAAGUAAGAUAGAGUUUUAUUUACACUUUAUUGAACUGAAAGGUGUUUAUAUUUUUCCAAAAUAUUUAUAUUUGUUGUACCUGAUGAAACAGAAGAGAGCAUUUCCUUCAGACGUGUAGAUAUGUAGACUACUUGGAGAAAUACCCUUUCAACUUGUUGGUAGUUAAAAUAACAAUGUUUCAUUUACUAACAUUCCAUUCAUUUGGUAUUAACAAAUAGCGGCAGCAUUUGCCUAUGAAAAUGUGCUCUUAUGAGGUAUAGUAUUCACUCUUAAGUGCAUGACUGUUUGUACAUUAUGUAUAGAAGACUUUUUUAAUUUAUAAAAUUUAGCCUUCAUUAAUUGCAUGAGUUUCUGCAGCUUCUUGUGAAUACCAUUGUUUUGUUUAAUAUAAACAUUUGUAUAUAUUUAAUAUCAAUAUCCAUUUGGAUAGUAAAAGUACUUCAUGACUUACUGUGGAUAUUUGUAGGCGUCUGUAUCUACAAAUAAAGCAACAGAUAGUUUUGUAUUUAGUUAAAACAUGAGUUUAUUUUCUAAAAUGUCCAAAAUAAUUAAAAUUAUCGGAACCAGAAAAUAUUACAUGCCACUACCUUUUUUUUUCUUUUGGUUUGGAAGAGGAUCCCAACCACUAGAAAAUGUGCCUCAUAUGUUUCUUCUUAAUGGAGAGUUAGCCUGGAUAUUUUCAUUGUAGGUUGUACUAUAAAACGUCUAUAGAGAUACCUGGUUUUAUCACAUACACUGAAAACUAAAUUUGAACCUGCCCUUUUUAUAUGUAUGUUUUGUCUGGCUUAAAAAAAAAUAGGAUAUAUAAUUAAACUGUAAAUUUUCCCAAAUAGUUAGUGCCUGGCUUCACAUAUUUGUUUCACCUGGGAUUUUUGUUUGUUUUUGUUUGUUUGUUUAUGGAGAUAAUUGUUUCUCUGUGUAGCCCAGAUUAGCCUUGAACUUCUAUGAUCCUCCUGCCUCUGCUUCCAGAGUUUGGGGGUUGCAGGUGUUUGCUACCACACCUGGCUGUAUUUUAUGUUUUGCUUGUUUUUUAAAUAAAAUCAGUGGAUGAUCUUAGUUUCAAACUUAGUUUAACUGCUGUUGGACAUUGCAGUUGUAAAGCCAGUUCCUUUUGUUGUUUAAGGUCUCCUUUUUUCCCCAGCAGAGACCUAGUAAAUAAAACUGGUAACAUUUUUCAUUAUCAUAAAUAAUUAGAUAUUUUUCUGUCGGACUCUUAAGGACCUAAGUCAAUAACUAAUGAGGAUAAGACUGUCUUUUAAAAACAAUGAUAAUGGUGGAUUGCAUUGUCAGUCAUUAUAUUUAAGUAUUAAGAGGUGUGGAUGAACGUUCAGUGAGCAGGAUUGAUUAGCCAGGAGAGUAUGUGGGGUGGGUGAUGUGCGCAUUUCACAACCGCAUUCCCUAACUCUUGUCUACUCACAUGUAGGUACAGCAGAAUUCUUGGGGAGCUCAAAAUAUAGCAGGAAUGUGACAGAAUGAUGAUUUACUUAAAGCACAGAUGAUCAGUGAGAUUGUGUUUUAAAAUAUUAGUUGAUACUUAGUUCAGUUUAUAGAAAAACAGGGUUGGUUCAGUUUAUUUCAGUAUUCUUGGCUUAACUUUUUUUGGGCAAAUUUCCACGUUAAUUCCUAAACUAGAAAAAAGGCAUUAUUUCUGAAUUUGACUCCAAUGUAUUGUUUCACUUUUACAUGGAACCCUUCAGAUUUUUUUUCUAAUGGUUAAUAAAAAAAAAAGACAUACUGACAUUCCAGUGUGACCCCAAUUGUUGUGUGUAUUGAAACAAGUCUGUAGCUGGUUAGAUGGCCCAGAAGAUACAGUGCUUUCCACAAACCCUGGUUAUGACUUGAGUUCAAUCCUGAGACCCAUGUGGUAGGACCUACACAUACACAUACAAAUAAAAUUUUAAAAAUU